GGUGACCGGCGAAUCAGUGAAUUCUUCGCUUGAAGGACUUUGACAACUGAACCUUUGUCAACUCGUAACCUGAAUCGUGCAAUCGGACCAGUGUCUUCACCACCUCCAUUCCGUGAACUGCGGAAAGAAUUGAUCCUGGGUUGCCAGCCAAGGAGAACACGUUCGCAUCCAAGGAGGGUCAAUCCAGGUUUCUGAUCUUUGCCCCAGAAGCUUGGGGAGAAACAUUAUGUCAAGUUCAGGAAUCAAGGACUCAAGUACACCAAUGGAUGAAUCCCAAUCAGCCAUCUCUUCGGCUCUCUCGGAUCAUAAGCCGCAGUUCCAGCGGUUGCCGAAGAAUAUCGUUCCCGAAAGUUAUAACAUCACUCUGAAAACUGAUCUCGAAGAAUUUAUUUUCCAAGGAUCCAUCAAAGUCACCGUAAAGGUGUUGGAGGCGUCGCGGACGCUGAAACUAGACUCAGAUCAGCUGAAUGUUUCGAACGCAGAGCUAGCGAUAGUAUCAUCUGGCAAAGUCCUCAAACCCGAGAUCAAGAUCCUCCCCGACGAGGAACGGUUACUCUUCGUUUUCGACGAGGAAAUCCCUAUCGGUGAUGCCGUUUUCAGCUGUGAGUUUCGAGGGAUUCUCGGCGACAAGCUACGUGGGUUGUAUCGGAGCAAGAGCAAGAAUGCCAAAGGAGAAGACGCCUAUUUUGCCGUGACUCAAUUCGAGCCCAUGGAUGCUCAUCGUGCCUUCCCGUGCUGGGACGAACCCGCAAUCAAAGCAACGUUCAACUUGACUCUGAUUGUCCGAAAAGACAAGUUGGCGCUCUCCAACAUGCUGCCUAUCGACGAGCAACCGCUCCCCGAGGACAACGAGUGGAAAGUCGUCCGCUUCCAGACGACACCGAAAAUGAGCACCUACCUCGUAGCCGUUGUGGUCGGCGAAUACGAUUACGUCGAGGGAAUCACGCAGAGUAAGAUCCGAGUCCGAGCUUACGUGCCUCUCGGCAAGAAAGAACAAGGGAGGUACGCCCUGGACACCGCUGUCAAGGCGCUGGACUUCUUCGAAAAAUACUACAAUGUGUCUUACCCACUUCCGAAAGCGGAUCUCGUGUCCAUCGCAGAUUUCGAAGCUGGUGCCAUGGAGAAUUGGGGUCUCAUCACGUGCAGGGAAACCCUCAUCCUUUACGAUCCGACCCACACGUCAACCAUUCGAAAACAGACCAUAGCGGCCAUCAUCAGCCACGAGCUGGCCCAUAUGUGGUUCGGGAAUUUGGUAACGAUGCAAUGGUGGACCGAUCUUUGGCUUAACGAGGGUUUCGCUCGCUUCAUGGAGAACCUUGCGACACACGCUCUUUUCCCCGAGUACGACAUUUGGACUCAAUUCGUAUCGGAGGGCCUGAAUCAGGCGCUCGGGCUCGACGCGCUCGACAGCUCGCAUCCGAUUGAGGUCCCGAUCGAACACCCUGCUGUGGUGGAUGAAAUUUUUGAUCUCAUUUCUUACGAGAAAGGUGCUUCCAUCAUACGAAUGCUAAACAACUACAUCGGCGAUAAGAAGUUCCGGGCAGGCAUGCAGCUGUACUUAUCCCAAAACAAAUACAAGAAUACGUUCACAAGCGAUUUGUGGAGGGCUCUCGAAGAAGCCUCCUCAGUUCCGGUUCAAUCAAUAAUGGACACCUGGGUGAAGCAGAUGGGCUUCCCUCUGAUCUCGGUGAAAUCGCGAAAAGACGGCGCCAACGUAAUCCUCACAUUGAGUCAGGAGAAAUUCUACUCUUGGGCCGAAACCCCACAGCGCAAGAAGUCCCAGCCAAUUUGGAAGGUUCCCAUCGAUAUCGCGACUUCGAAGAACCAGCUGAAGCAAAUCCUUCUCGAAACGCCAACGCAGGAAAUCAUUGUGGAAAAUGCCUCGGACGCCGACUGGAUUCACGUCAAUCAUGGAGCCGUCUCCCCAUUCCGCACCUUAUACGAAACAGACCGUCUGCAAGCAUUCCUCCCAGCCAUCAAAGACCUUAAACUGUCCGCAGUCGACCGUUACAUGUUGCACGCCGACAUCUCAGCCUGCGUCCAAAGUGGUUACAGAAACAGUACAGAGGUUCUCCAACUCACUCGCGCAUACGAGAACGAAACAGACUUCUCCGUAUGGACUUCGAUUGCGUCACUGUUUGAGAAGCUCAACGUUCUUUUAUCCGAGCGCGAAGAUUUGCAGCUGAAGUUGCAUGAGUUUGGUCGCGGACUCUAUCGAAAGAUAUAUGAGAAGCUCGGUUGGGAUCCUAAAACAGAUGACGUACACACAACGAUGCUCUUGCGAGUGCAAGUCCUGACAAUGCUGGUGACCUUUGGCGACAAAGAAGUCCUCGGAGAGGCGCGAAGGAGGUUCGCAGAUCAUGUCAGCAAGAAGAAAAUACUCAUGGCUGACAUCCGUCAACCUGUCUACAGAGCUAUGGCUAAAACGAUGAACAGCGAAACUUGGGUUCGGAUGAUGAAGCUCCACAAGGAAACCACGCUCAAGGAAGAAGCCAAUCGUAUUGCUAAUUCGCUCGGACACGUGGUCGACGAAUAUUACAUCCAAAAAGUGAUCCAAUUCGCGGAUACCGAGGUUCGGAUUCAAGAUGCUCCUUUCGUCAUCUCGUCAGUCGCCAGCACAGCAUUGGGAAGGAACAAAGUCUGGGAGCACUACACAACCAACUUCGAAAUGUACAAGACGAACUACGCUUCCGGUCAUCUUCUGACCCGUCUGAUCAAAGGAGUCACCGAAGAUUUCAGUUCUUUCGAGAAAGCGAAGGAGGUGGAGAACUUCUUUGCAACGAAAAAUAUUCCAGGCGCGGAACUGACGGUCAGACAGAGCAUCGAGAACAUCAUUUCCAACGCGAGAUGGCUACAGAGAGACGAACAGUUGAUCAAAGAAUUUUUUUCCAAACUUAAUUAGAUAGGACACCCCCUACCCCAGUCGGGAUAGCGAUUUUCCAUACGAUUUUACUGACGAUAAUUGAUACUAUAACGGGACAUGAACUCUGACGAUGUUUACGGAUAGACUUUGGAUAUUCCCCUUAGAUCGAAAUAAAACAUGUUUUCCAACCGAAA
Molecule: messenger RNA, 3057 nt
Organism: Galendromus occidentalis (western predatory mite)
Lineage: Eukaryota; Metazoa; Arthropoda; Arachnida; Mesostigmata; Phytoseiidae
Product: puromycin-sensitive aminopeptidase
Exons: 21
Coding region: 227-2902 (891 amino acids)
Biological process (GO): proteolysis; peptide catabolic process
Cellular component (GO): membrane; cytoplasm
Molecular function (GO): zinc ion binding; metalloaminopeptidase activity; peptide binding
Source: RefSeq, a predicted model, not a curated record